CUAACGCUUCUGGGGUGUCUUUUUCAAAGAGAACACUUGUUCUCUUUGCAUUGAUUGAUAAGAUGAUAAGAUCCAUUCAUUGCAGCGUUCUCAAAUCAAUGCUAUCCAACGAAAUCCAAGCUCACAAAAAGCACGACAACCAACAGCAAAAGCAAAAGAAGCAAGAUGAGCAAGCACUCUAGCAUGAACGGUCAGCGCAGCAGUCCAGCGUAUGACUUUGAAGGGCACUAUGGGGGAGGCUUGGCCAGAGGCACCAGUCCUCACCGCAGUGCUUCCACUGCUGCUAACACUAAAGCUGGUAGUAACACUACUAGUGGUACUACUAGUAGCAGUAGAAAGACACCUUCGCAUCACCAUGGGCAUCCCGCGUCUUCUCCGCGCAAGACGCGCUCUUUGUCUCCUUUUGGCGGUGGCGGGAGAAGUCACCGAAGCAGUCACGCCAACAACAGCAGUGUGAUUGUGUGUCACGAGUCGGCACAUGCGGUCGUUUUUAGGGACGUUGUACGUUUGGCGCGUAAAACCAUUCAAGAAGAAGAAGCUUGGGAUCAUGAAGCCCUGGAACAUGACAAUGACCAUGAUCAUGAUAAUGAGGAGGAGCACAAGUCUACUAUUGAUAGAACCAACUUUGUGGAGGAAUCAGGAGCCAGCAGUUCCAACUCCAGUGAAGAAAAUGAAGAAUCUGCUCAGGCUUACAAGGCUCUCAAAAACUCCAUCAGGACUAGUGUUAGAGUCUCUGGGGGAAGCAUCAGAGAGGACAAGGCCACCAUUCAAAAGGAACUCAACACUUUGGCUCAUGAAUUGGUGCCAGAAAUAAAAACUGUCACUCUGGACCUCAAAAAUGGAGUUUCUGAAAAAAAUAUUGAAAUUGAAGGUUUGCAUGCUCAUAUUGCUCCACUGCAAGAUCUAGAAUGGAACCAAAAGACACGCUUUGAGCCUCUUAUUGGUGGUACCAGUACUGAAAACAAUCCAGAUGAAAACAAUGAGUGGACACCAGCCGAACAGGAAGUCUACAACAUGCUCCAAAACCAACAAGCUAGUGUCAAAACCAUACAGAAAAAUGAAUGGCCUUCCUUUCUACAGAGAUUCAUUACUCCAAAGACACAAAACGGCAAUGUCAAGGCUCCUGCCAAACAUGAUGAUCUCCCUCCUUCAGAACAAGACAAUAGACCCUUCAAUUCUUUUGUCACUUCCACUUCAUUACUGCCAGAACUGGGAAAGAAAAUGAGGUGCUAUGGAUCAGACUUGUCGUAUCCUGUUGGAGUCGUCUUUGCUUUGCCAUCGUUUGACACACCCGAACAAGAAGCAACCGCCGUUCAGGAAACCGAAACAUGGGCAUGGCCUGCAGGAUAUGCUGCCAAGACGGAAUUCAACAUUGAUCAUAGAGGAAGACUCAUCAAUGGACGUCAAGAAGCAUUGGUAUCACUCCAACAAAUGAGACAAUACAAUCACCAGUACGUACAUGAAAACGAUCAUUACAUUGCCGGGCGCAUCAUCAAGGGAGGUUUCAAGGUCGUCCCCUACAAUGAAUGCUUCUUGCGUGUUGGGGGGUGCGAUCGACUGGUACAAAACAAAAGCGUCGUCACGCAACAAACACAACAACGAUCCCUACAAAAGGGCUGUGGACUCUUUGUCGCACUUUUUAUUCGAUCCACAAACAUGGGAGACAUUGUCAAUCUAUUCCGAACACGCGCCAGGAUUGCUCAUGUGCUGGGGGAAGAACACGUCAAGGAUAUUCCGCUCCUUUACAUUCAUCACGAAGUCGGAGUACGGGUCUUUACCAAACAACUACAGCACUUGUUCUGGAAACAGGCAUCUUGUUGGCUACAGCCAUACGUCAAUCCAACCUACGCGUUGACCGUACGAUACCACGAAACCAACGAAAAGUCCAUCGAGUACAAACUCGAUGAAUUGAUGGAACUCAAUGACGGCCUCAGAGACGUGCUCUCCCAUCACGAACUCGCCAAAAUUGCCGGAGGAUUUGGAGUUUCCGACCAGUCAUUCUUGACACUCUUGACCACACAGCCCGAUUUUCAACAUGUACACGACAUUAUGCAGCAAGGAUUUGCGGCUGCCAUUCGAGCUGGAGAUUUCUACACGGCACGACAAUCACUCAUUCUCUAUGCAUUGGCCAACACGAGUCCCGACAACAACAAGAAUAUCGACGCGAUGCAAGAGCAACUACAGGGAGUUCCCGCCACCAUGUACGUCAAUCUGUCCGUCUUGCACUCCAAGGAUGUUGGAAAAAAUGUCAAAUUGCCGAAACCACUAGCGACCAAACGAUGGAGGAGAGCGACCAACUCGGAUGGACUGCUUGUGGUACUUGGCGCGGCACAGAUUCUCAAAACUAUUUCUACAACAAGUGCCAAGCGACGCACGGAAGAGAGCUACGAGGCGGUCGAAGAAUGGGUACACCAUGGGGAAGAAUCGGUAGCCUUUCGGGUCGCAUCGUGGAGAAAUCAACGAGCCGAUGAGGCCGAUUCCAACAUUGCAAUGUCCGGCGAUAGCAAAUUCUGGGCGUUUGUCACCGACAAAUCCGUACACAAUAGGCGCAAAUUCGCGCAGCAGCUGCGAAAGGCCGCACCGGCAGACAACUUUACACCCGUGGGAUUCUUGAGAGGCAUCUACGAUAUUGUCGAUCACAUGCAUUCGCCCUGCAUGCGCUUGGAAUUGCUACAAUUCAUUUUGGCGUUGGACAAUCGAUACUCGGUGGAACUCAUCAAGGAGAGCAUCCAGCUCGCAGCCACUUGCUUGAGUCUCGUCCCCAGCAACUAACUACCGACGUGGUGCCACAGGGUGAUUGAGUAGUCACUGUUCUUGAAGUCUGGCAAGCAGGCGGAAGACAACCACCGGCCCCCAAGUUUUCCAUUUGCAUUAUAUAGUCAUUUAUUUAUAAACCGUAAGCACUCCAUGAUCCCACC
This is a messenger RNA of Seminavis robusta, 2918 nucleotides long. The record is from the annotation of a GenBank genome assembly. Lineage: Eukaryota; Bacillariophyta; Bacillariophyceae; Naviculales; Naviculaceae.